AUGAAUUCCUUUUUAUCACUAUUCAUCAGUCUUGUUGUAUUUUCCAUUAUUACUGUUCAUUUAACAUCAUCCGCAAGUUUUCCUAAUCCACCUCAAUUUCCAUCACCCAAUGCAUCAGCAGACGAGUGGACACUUUUUUGGAAAUUAUUACAUAAUUAUUAUGCUAUUAUCGCUCGACCAAGGUUUGGUAAACGAUACAAUUCGAUGUUAUCUCAAUCAAAACAUCCAUCACUCUUAACAAUACUUAAUCCAAAUUUUCUAUCUUCAUCAUCAUAUGACAAUGAUCUCAAUUAUAUGCUUAGUGAAAAUAAUCAUAAUGCUAAUGAUGAUCAGAAAGUCGAUUUCGAUGAAUUAUAUACAUUCAUGCCUUCAAAUCAAAAACGAUGA
Molecule: messenger RNA, 387 nt
Organism: Rotaria sordida
Lineage: Eukaryota; Metazoa; Rotifera; Eurotatoria; Philodinida; Philodinidae
Source: the annotation of a GenBank genome assembly